Molecule: messenger RNA, 1400 nt
Organism: Phragmites australis (common reed)
Lineage: Eukaryota; Viridiplantae; Streptophyta; Magnoliopsida; Poales; Poaceae
Product: probable 4-hydroxy-tetrahydrodipicolinate reductase 1, chloroplastic
Exons: 8
Coding region: 153-1187 (344 amino acids)
Cellular component (GO): chloroplast stroma
Molecular function (GO): NADPH binding; 4-hydroxy-tetrahydrodipicolinate reductase activity
Source: RefSeq, a predicted model, not a curated record
AUAAACCCUAGAAUCCCUAAAAACCAUAGAUUAUAUUAUAGGCAAACCCACCAGGAUCUCAGAGCGCCGCACUCGGAACUACCCCACACCCCCGCCGUCGCCGCCGCUCUCCUUCCCCCCCCCCCCCCCCCCCCACCAAACCGCACACGCAAAUGCUCUCCGCCACCGUCGCCGCUCACCCCGCCACCGCCGCCAUAACCCUGCGGCAACGGCACUCGGUGCGCCCUCGCCGGCCACACUGCGCUCCAGUCGGCGCAGCGGCGCCGAGGCGGCGGAUGGCGACGGCGGGGCUCUCGGUCACGAACGCCCUCGCUAGCCAGACCCUCGGGGGCGUCCCUGCGGCGCCCCCAAAGCUCUCCUUCCCGAUACUGGUGAAUAGUUGCACUGGAAAAAUGGGGAAGGCUGUUGCUGAAGCAGCUUUAUCAGCUGGUCUUCAGUUAGUUCCUGUGUCAUUCAGUGCCAUGGAGGUUCCUGAUGGAAAGGUUGAAAUCUGUGAUAGAGAAUUUCGUAUUCAUGACCCAUCUGAAAGUGAACAAAUUCUCCCUUCCAUUGUUAAGGACUACCCAGAUCUCAUAGUUGUUGAUUACACUGUGCCUGAUGCUGUUAAUGCCAAUGCUGAACUCUAUUGUAAAUUGGGUUUGCCAUUUGUAAUGGGUACAACGGGUGGAAAUAGGCAACUGUUGCACAAAACUGUGCAGGAUGCGAAUAUUUAUGCUGUGAUAUCCCCGCAGAUGGGGAAGCAGGUCGUUGCUUUUCUUGCUGCCAUGGAAAUCAUGGCAGAGCAAUUCCCUGGUGCGUAUUCAGGUUACAAACUGGAGGUCAUGGAGUCUCAUCAAGCAACAAAAUUGGACAUUUCUGGGACUGCCAAAGCUGUUAUCUCUUGCUUUCAGAAGUUGGGUGUUUCAUUUGACAUGAACGAGGUAAAGCAAGUUAGGGAUCCCCAGGAGCAGGUUGCCUUGGUUGGUGUCCCAGAAGAACAUCUCUCGGGGCAUGCAUUCCACAUGUACCAUCUCACUUCACCUGACGGGACAGUUUCAUUUGAGUUUCAGCACAAUGUAUGUGGUCGUUCAAUAUAUGCAGAAGGAACUGUUGAUGCUGCUAUGUUUCUCUACAAAAAGGUACAGUCCGGGGCUGACAAGAAACUAUAUGAUAUGAUCGAUGUCUUAAGGGAGGGCAAUAUGCGAUGAUCCUAUGUUGGUGCUAGAGGAGUGCUUAUGUAGCCCCUCAGUGUGUAAACUCGUAUUCCGCAGCAAAAUUUGGUAACAUUUCAGAUGUACCAGUUUUGUAUCUUAUUGGGUAUUAGGCACCUCUAUGUGUUGGAUAGUGACUCCCUUGAGGGAAAAAUAUAUACUGGCUAGAGAAUUGAAUAAAUAAGUAAACGGCGGCCACUGCUUAAGCCA